Orbicella faveolata is the source of this 1146-nucleotide messenger RNA. RefSeq names its product glutathione synthetase-like. Gene Ontology annotation, molecular function: glutathione synthase activity; glutathione binding; ATP binding. Gene Ontology annotation, biological process: glutathione biosynthetic process. NCBI's taxonomy places the organism in Eukaryota, Metazoa, Cnidaria, Anthozoa, Scleractinia, Merulinidae. Gene Ontology annotation, cellular component: cytosol. The record is from RefSeq and is a predicted model, not a curated record.
UGAAUGUUUAACUGCAGUAACGAGCGGUUAUAUCGUACAAAGCGCUUGGAAUAUUGGCAUUUUCUGAAGAAGGCGGGAGUGUUGAUUUCCUAUAAUAUUUCAAGGGAUUCAUGAAUCAAGUAACAAAAUGACGGCCCGUCUGUCACAUGUUAGCGACAAUGAGGUUACACAAGAUGAAGUAAAAUAUCUUGAGAAAGAAGGCAAGGAUUACUGCAUGGCACACGGAAUGGUUUAUAAAGACUCUAAAGGAGAAACACAACACAUUCCCUUCACUCUGUAUCCAUCACCCAUUCCACUGAAGCUUUUCGCAGAUGCAAAAGAGGUGCAGACAGAUUUUAACUUACUUGUACACAAAGUGAGCCGGGACUACGAAUUUACAAAGAACGCGCUUUUGAGCACAGUGGCUGCUGAUCCCUUUACAUCAAGACUCUUUGACAUUUAUGAGAAGGUCUGGGAACAAGGAAAUGCUCAGUCAGUCUCAUUAGGAAUUUUCCGGUCUGACUACUUGAUUGAAACCACAGGCUGGUUACAACAUCAGUUUUGCAGUUAUAGUAGCAUCAAGCAGGUUGAAAUGAACACCAUAUCAAUUGGUGGAAUCUCGUUUUCCUGUCUUGUUCCUGACAUGCACAGAUAUCUUUUACAUUCGAUGGGACGAGAGAACAAGGUACCUCCAAAUCCCGCAUUAGAUGAAGCAGCUGAUGCUCUCAUUAGGGCCUGGGAACUAUAUGGAUCAGACAGUGCUGUCAUCAUGUUCGUUGUUCAGCCUGACGAGAUUAAUGUUUAUGACCAAAGGCUGCUGGAAUACCGUAUUCAUGAGAGGAACAAUGCUGUAAAGGUGAUCAGGCGGAGCCUUAACGACAUUUUUAAAGACGGCAAAAUGAGCAACGAUAAAUCCAUCUUUGUGACCGGAAUUGAAGUUGGUGUAGCUUAUUUCAGAGCAGGCUACACACCCAAAGACUACCCCACAGAUCAGGAAUGGUCAGCUCGUUUAACAUUAGAGUUGUCUCGUUGUAUUAAAUGCCCUACAGUGGCGCAUCAUUUGAUGGGAACCAAGAAGAUACAGCAAGUGCUAAGCGACCCUGGGGUCCUAGAAAGGUAUAACUACGAACCUCUAUACUAACACUACAUUUACAUAAUCCUUCCCCA